AUGAUCCAAGAUAAAUACAAACCUACCGGCCCAGUGAUCGACCCAGACGUCGUGGCCACGCAAGAGAACUUGACAUUUAAGUGGAUCAAGUACGUCAUCUAUAUGCUGGACGACGAUAAGAGGGAGAAGAUUCUGGCAUUAUAUGACCUCGAGUACGAGAGCAAAAAUGGCGUCAAAGGGACGAAAACCAGAUUUUUCAGCUGGAACCUCGUGGAUGCCAGCGCAAAGAAUAAAUCGAUGUAA
Messenger RNA from Pseudomassariella vexata, 243 nucleotides. RefSeq lists its product as uncharacterized. The transcript is spliced from 5 exons. The coding region runs from base 1 to 243 and encodes 80 amino acids. The record is from RefSeq and is a predicted model, not a curated record. Lineage: Eukaryota; Fungi; Ascomycota; Sordariomycetes; Amphisphaeriales; Pseudomassariaceae.